AUGGACCAGAGAGGAGAGUUAAGGACCAGUUUAGCGAGUUUUGUGGUAGUUCGUCACCCUUACGAGCGUGUUGUCAGUGCUUACAGGGACAAAAUACAAGCAGCCGACAAGAAGGUUUACUACAACAAAGUUGGCAGAUUUGCAAAGAUAAAAUACCGGGCCAUACCGUCUAAUAUCUCAUCAGAACACAGGGAGGUAAUGAUAGCCGAGGCAGAUGAUUUAGUUAAAUCUGGACACCUCACCGUUGAAGAUUCACAUAAUCCCUUUACAAAUCCCCUUGGUCCCACGUUCCUCGAGUUCUCAAAAGCCAUUAUCUAUGACAACAAGCGUGACAUGCACUGGGCAGUAUACGAGAAGUGGUGUGCUCCUUGUUACUCCCACUACUCCUCCAUAGUCAAGUUUGAAACCCUGAAUAUCGACAAUUUGUACGUGUUACGACAGCACGGUCUCAAUAUCACAGGGUUUGAGGCUCACAGUAACCCUACUAGCAAUGGAGGCACCAGGGAGGUAAUGUGGAAGUCGUACUUCCGGUCUCUAGAUAGGGAUUUGUUGGUGGGGUAUAAGGACAGGUAUCAGGUGGAUUGUUUGUUGUUCGGCUACGAUUGUGACGUUUCUCAAUUCUUUUAG
Messenger RNA from Bolinopsis microptera, 627 nucleotides. RefSeq names its product carbohydrate sulfotransferase 9-like. The coding region runs from base 1 to 627 and encodes 208 amino acids. The transcript is spliced from 2 exons. Gene Ontology annotation, molecular function: sulfotransferase activity. The record is from RefSeq and is a predicted model, not a curated record. Gene Ontology annotation, biological process: carbohydrate biosynthetic process. Gene Ontology annotation, cellular component: membrane. Lineage: Eukaryota; Metazoa; Ctenophora; Tentaculata; Lobata; Bolinopsidae.